AACAUGGACCUGGCCGGGAUGACGGGGGUUACUCCUUCCCUCCGGGUGAUGGCAGCUCCUCCCGAGGCUGGCAGAGAAGGAGGCAGCGUUACCACGUGCUCCUAAUUCCAGUCGUUUCCCUGUGAUUCGGAUUAUGAAGUGAAAAGUCGCAGUUCAGACUCGGCCAUGGCAACAGAUGCCUGGCAGCGUCAGAGUUGCUCUAGGAAGGCCCCAGGCAGGGAGCGGAACAGCCAGCCCCAUGGAGGUGACCUCAGCUGUGGGGAGAAGAGAUUCUGAGCCCCAGCCAGGAAAUGGAUGCUUCCUGAGAUCCUGGCCCUGCCCUCAGGAGCACAGAACACCCAGUCCAGUGGCCCCCCAGCCUCCUAGGAUGUGGGGGGCACAGCUCCAAGACCACUCUGUGCUGGAGUCCAAGGUGAGGGCUCUGAAGGAGAAGAUGACAGCAGGUAAGCAGGGGGCCGGCCCCUGCUCCACGUCCCAGCGGACAUCCCCCAAGAAACCCAGAUGCAGGCGCGUCAAAGCCAGGACCCCGUCAGAAGCAUCUUCCCUGCCAGAUGCAGCAGGGCCCCCUCCUGCUCAGAACCCGACUGACAGGCAGUUGGACAGGAGUGUCCCUGAAGAGGAGCCUGCAGGGAUUGGAGGCCCCAGGCCCCCCAGGCCGCCCACCCCCAGGCCGGAGUGCAGGAAUGGGAGGAGCCUGUGGCCUGCAGAAGCAGUGUGGACGCUGCCCGGGAAUGGGAGGAGCCUGUGGCCUGCAGAAGCAGUGUGGACGCUGCCUGAUCAGGAGAAGGGUAUGCUGCUGGGAUCUGGCUCUGCACAGGAGAGGCCCACCCACAGGGCUACUCCAGGCUGGCCGGGGAGCCCUGGACCUGUCAGCAGAACCAGCCAAAUGCCUGGCCUGAGGAAAGGAGGAGCAUUCUUCCUUCCAGACGGUCUGGUCGGCGGGGGAGACCUGGACAGCACUUCCUUUGCCUCCGAGGAGGACUUUGUCCUGCCAGGGGGACUCUGGAGAGCUGUGGGUGCUGGGCCCUGCGCUGUGUCCCUGUCUGACCGCGUGGAGAGGAACCGCCUGCUGUUGCAGGAGAUGCUGCGUGGGCCCGGACAGAGCACCCCUGAGGCCGGAGCCACGGCCCAGACUCCCUCCUGGGAUGGAACUGCAGCAGAGAGACCAGCGGGGGACCUGGACUGGGACUCGGGCAUCUCCCUACAGGACUCGGACCAGAACAGGACCUUUGGUCCCAAGCCGGAGCCCGUGCUGAGCCCCAGGCAUGAAGAAGCCAAGCAUCUGCUGCAGCGUGCCCGCAUGAAGGCCAGGACCCGGCCCCUGCGUGCCAGCCAUGACAUCAUGCCGUCCAUCACCCAGGGCAGGUGCGAUGUCCGGAGUAGCCCAGCCCAGGGCCCCAGGAUGCCCUCUGUCGGCAGAGAUGGCCUCCAGAACGAGCCCAUGAGUGACUCCUCCAGCGGGGAGUCCAGCAGCGGGCAGUGGCCCAGGCGUGGCCUUUCACCGUCGCACGUGCGUUUUGAGGACGAGUCCGCCUGCGAUGCCGAGUGGCGCCACCUGGAGCGGCUGCAGCAGCGCCAGCCCCAGCGCCAGGUGCUUCAUCCCAAGCAGAAGGCUACUGGCCAAGGCCCCCUGCUCUCGAAGCCGAACAUGGCGCAGUACGUCAGCGGAGGCCUCUGGCUUCGGGACGCAGGGGAGGAGGCCUUCUGCAGGCUUAUGGACCGCUGGGGCCUCCCGGCCAAACCGCUCCUGCGGGGCCCUGGGAGGAGGUGCCGAGCCUGCGGCAGUUGUAUCGAGAGUCAGGACCCGGCCAAGGGGAGGUCAGCCCUUGCUCCUCCCAGUCCCAGAGUCCUUCAGGAGCUCCAGGCUGCCUGCGGCAUGGAGGUGGUGCGGGAGGAGUCCGACGGUUCCCACAGCCUCCAGGUCCUCUCUGCUGAGCCAGGGCUCCAUCUGGAGUGGAUCCGAGAAACCCACAUUGGGGCCCCUGAGUGCUCAGAAGAGGUGGACUCUGCCCUGGACAGCACGGAUACCUCGGACAGCUGCAGGACCGACAGCGAGGAGGCCGGAGCGUCUAGGCCCAGCAAGGCCUGUGGCCGGACAAGGCUGCGGAGCUCUAGGCCGCGGGGAGGCCACAGGUGGCCCAGGAAGACAGAGGCGGAGCUUGGUGAUGCAAAGGAGGGAGCUGAGAUGAAAGAAGGCAGAGGACACACACCUGAGAGGAUGCUGUUUCAGAGACAAGCCCCUGUCCCCCAGCCCCCUGCUCCAGAACUAAAGAAGGCUUCCCCAGGGGCCCAGCCACAGACUGGACCUGGACCUGGCCCCCACUGGGCUUGCCCUGUGGAUUCCCAGGCCCCCUGCAGGACAGCCUGUGCCACUGCCUCAUCCAUGAAGCUAGGGCCCUUGGGGCCAGGCAGACGAGGCCAGAUGGUCCAGAGCCAGGAGUCCCUGGAAGCUGUCUCCACUUCCUCCCAGCAAAAAAGCCUUGCAGAACCCCCAGCCCCAGACCAGGCCCAGCAUUCCCCUGCUGCCCUCUGCCCUGAAAGCUGGGUGCCAACCCCUCCCACGUCAAGGAAAACCACCUCGCCUGUGUCGCACAGGAAGGCAGCCCUGACCGGGCCCCAUAGGCCAAGUGACCAGAGAGAGCCGGUAGAUGCCCCCUUGCCGCCGUCACGAAGCGCAAGUCUUGGCCCCUGCGAGCUCACCCCACGACGGACUCAGCCCUGCCGUCCCCGGGCCAGGCACCCACUGCUGGCUCUGUCCACUAACAACUGCAACAACAGCGUGCCCGUGCCCCAGGGGCUGCAGGAGCCCCGGGGAGGAGCUGUGUGCGGGGGCCCAGAGGACAGGGGCCCCUGCAGCCGGGAGCCCACACCGCCCCUGGAGAGCGGCCGCGAUGGACAUCCGGGCUCCGUAGACGUCGCCACCGUCAACUCCACGAGCAUCACCCUCUCCCUGGCCUCGGAGGAGCUCGAGUCCAGCCGGGAAGCUGAAGGAGGCUCUCAGAGGACAGAGGCGAGCUCUGGAGGACACACCCCAUCCCAAGCACCACCGGGGGCUGGCACAGGACCCAGGCCACCCUCAGCUGCCUCUUCUGACCGGCACAAGAAAAGGAGUAGCAGUGUCGCCUCCACUCUGGGGCUCAGGAAGUUCUUCUCAGCCCUGGGCCAGAGCUCACGGCCCAAGCUGGCCAAGUCGCGCAGCUACAGCGUAGAGCAGCUGCAGGCCACCACGCCUGGCCCAGCCCCGCACACCAGGGCCCCAUCACUACAAUCCCUGCAUCAGGUGUCACCCUCUCAUCAACGUCGAAAAGCUGCCUCCUUUCAGAACCUCCAUUCUCUGCUGAGUGGCAAGGGGGACCGGUCCAGCCUGUACCUGGUUGGGAGGCCUGGGGACAAUGCAGCUGGCAGGCUGGCCAAGGCCCCCGCCCGGCGGGCCCUCAGCGUGGAGGACGUGAGUGCCCCCAGCCUGGCUCGCACAGUGGGCCGCGUGGUGGAGGUGUUCCCAGAUGGCACCAGCCAGCUGCAGCUACAGCGCUCCCCUGAGGGUACUUUCGGCUUCUGUGUGGCCUCUGGCAAUGGGCGCCGGGACUCAGGGCUCUACGUGCAGGCCAUGGCUGACUCGAGCACCGCCAAGCUGUACUCGGGGCUGCUGGGGGUGGGCGAUGAGAUCCUCGAGGUGAACGGGGCCAAGGUUGCAGGGCUGGGCCUGGCCCACAUCCAGGAGCUCCUGGCCCAUUCGGAGACUUUGUCAGUCCGAGUGCUGAGGCAGAGGCCUGUCCCGCGGUGACCUGGAAGUGCUGCCGCCUUUGCUGUCGCCUCUCAGAAGCCCUGAACCACCCUGGGGGUGCGGGGGUGGCCGGGAAUGCGCUGCCUGUAGCUGCUUUGUCAACUGAAAACACUGAUCGAGGUGGCAUCUACA
Messenger RNA from Tupaia belangeri chinensis (Chinese tree shrew), 3916 nucleotides. Its product is annotated as KIAA1614 ortholog. Gene Ontology annotation, cellular component: nucleus; cell cortex; apical plasma membrane. Gene Ontology annotation, molecular function: protein binding. NCBI's taxonomy places the organism in Eukaryota, Metazoa, Chordata, Mammalia, Scandentia, Tupaiidae. Gene Ontology annotation, biological process: centrosome cycle; regulation of cellular localization; establishment or maintenance of cell polarity. The coding region runs from base 176 to 3784 and encodes 1202 amino acids. The transcript has 12 exons. The record is from RefSeq and is a predicted model, not a curated record.